AACAAGAGAUGGCUGUCUGGUUUGGAAUUUGGAUGGUUGGUUUUUAUUCUCUUCACUUCUUCUUCUUCUUCGUCUUCGCAUUCCUCUUCUUCGUAGCUAUCAAAUUCCGUGGAGAGGAGUGGACAACGUCCGCUUGCCUUUUCUCUCUCAGCUAUAAGGAUUGGAAAUUAAGCUCUCCCUCACCUUUUUUUCUCUCUUUAAUACGCUUGCUAUCUAUCUUAAACUCAGCUCUGGGGAGGGUUUUCUCUGGGACUCGGGGGAUUUUGGUUAGGGAAUGAGGGUUCCCGCGGGGAUCGCUAGAGUCACUGCUUGGUGAUGGAGGGAAAUCGUAACACGUCUUAUAACUUUCAAUGGAUUUUGAUGCUGGAAUUCCGAUCUCCCGCACUGGUCCUCCACCUGUGACUGAGGAACCCUCUCUGUCACCGUCGUUGAACCAAGAUGCAAUGUGGCAUAUGGACCUGAGAUCAAAUGAAGUGACGGAAUCUGGGCUCUAUCCGGAGCGUUCCGGAGAGCCUGAUUGUUCUUAUUACAUCAGGACAGGUCUUUGUAGAUUUGGAGCUACAUGUCGAUUUAAUCAUCCUCCUAACAGAAAGCUGGCUAUAGCUGCUGCAAGGAUGAAAGGGGAAUUUCCAGAAAGGAUGGGACAACCUGAAUGCCAGUACUAUCUAAAGACAGGAACUUGCAAGUUUGGAGCCACAUGCAAGUUUCAUCAUCCAAAAGACAAGGCUGGGAUUGCUGGAAGAGUAUCCUUAAAUAUUUUGGGGUAUCCACUUCGAUCGAAUGAGAUUGACUGUGCUUACUACUUAAGAACUGGGCAAUGCAAGUUUGGAAGCACUUGUAAAUUCCACCAUCCUCAACCAACUAAUGUGAUAGUACCAUUACGCAGUUCCCCUAUUUAUCCUACUGUCCAGUCUCCAACAACUCCAGGUCAGCAAUCCUACCCAGGAGGACUUACAAACUGGUCAAGAGCAUCUUUCAUUACCAGCCCACGUUGGCAGGCUCCUUCAAGUUAUACACCUCUUAUUUUAUCUCAAGGAGUAGUAUCUGUUUCAGGCUGGAACUCAUACAGUGGUCAGCUGGGAUCAGUUUCUUCUCCAGAGGGUCAGCAACAAACAGGAAACAGUCAGAUGUAUGGAACCUCCCGCCAGAAUGAAUGGAUGAAUACAGGAUCUCAAGGGGCACUUUCUCCAUUCCGCUCUGGCUCUGUCCCAGUAGGAUUUUAUGCAUUGCAAAGAGAGAAUGACUUUCCUGAGAGACCUGGGCAGCCUGAAUGCCAGUUUUACAUGAAGACUGGGGACUGUAAGUUUGGUGCAGUUUGUAGAUUCCAUCAUCCAAGAGAAAGGUUAAUUCCUGCUCCAGACUGUGUCUUGAGCCCCAUAGGCCUUCCUUUACGCCCAGGAGAACCUUUGUGCAUCUUCUAUUCUCGUUAUGGUGUCUGCAAAUUUGGUCCAAGUUGCAAGUUUGACCACCCUAUGGGAAUUUUCACAUACAAUCUAUCAUCAUCAUCUUCAGCUGAUGCCCCAGUACAAUAUCUGGGGCCAUCAUCAGGAUCUGCUGCAUUAACUUUAUCACCAGAAGGGCUUGUUGAAGCAGGCUCAACAAAGCCCAGGCGACUUUCCCUUUCAGAGCCUAGACGGAUGCCUUCUGGUGAUGAUAAUAUUGACACAGAAGGAUAGAUGCUGUCUUAGUAUUUAUUAGUCACAAUGUUUUGGUCAAUAAACAAGUAUUGCCUGUAAAUUCAUUUCCCAUUGCUGGAGAUGUACAGAGUCCAUGCCAAGUUGAAAAUGCAAUUCAUUUCAGACUUUGCCCUCUGAAUUUCUUGCCGCAUUGUAUAAUCUGCAAAUAUUGUCACAUUUGGUAAUCUUGUGCAAAUAUUUGACCCGUCUCAAGAUCCUUUUUC
Manihot esculenta (cassava) is the source of this 1900-nucleotide messenger RNA. Its product is annotated as zinc finger CCCH domain-containing protein ZFN-like. Lineage: Eukaryota; Viridiplantae; Streptophyta; Magnoliopsida; Malpighiales; Euphorbiaceae. Bases 351 to 1676 code for a protein of 441 amino acids. The record is from RefSeq and is a predicted model, not a curated record. Gene Ontology annotation, molecular function: metal ion binding; mRNA binding. The transcript is spliced from 7 exons.